AAUUUUUCCCCUGUUUACAGUUUCAGACAUGGAUCAUGUACUGAAUUUUAUGGAUUAUUACAUCUUUACUCCAUUGGUUUACCCCGUUUCCUGGCCAGAAAGUGAUACCCAGCGACAAAUUCUCAGUCUAUGGAUGAUUACAAUUUUUGGAGCAGAACUACUUUACCUGGGAUUUGGUGCUCUUAAUUUUUACUGUGUUUUUAACCAUGAACUCAUGAAACAUCCACAAUUUAUUAAGAAUCAAGUACAAAAAGAGAUUAAGCUUGGACUGGUGUCUAUAUUCUGGAUGAGUUUUCCUACAGUGGGUCUCUUCUAUUGGGAGAUUAAAGGAUACAGCAAACUUUAUGACAACAUAAGUGAAACCUCUCAAGGCUUGUCUGAUGUGUUGAUGAGCAUAGCUGGAUUUCUGCUCUUUACUGACAUGUGCAUUUAUUGGAUCCAUCGCUCUAUGCAUAACAAGAACAUUUACAAGCAUUUACAUAAACAGCACCACACAUUUAAAAUUCCUACACCUUUUGCGAGCCAUGCUUUCCACCCCCUGGAUGGCUUCCUGCAGAGUUUGCCUUAUCAUGUUUAUCCAUUCAUCUUUCCACUCCAUAAGGGGGUCUAUUUGUCACUAUUUGUCUUUGUCAACAUCUGGACCAUUUCAAUACACGAUGGGGACUACCGAAUUCCUGGACAACUAAUCCACCUAAUCAACGGAGCUGCUCAUCAUGUAGACCACCAUCUGUAUUUCAACUAUAACUACGGACAAUACUUAACACUGUGGGACCGUCUAGGAGGCUCCUACCGUUACCCAUCAGCCCUUUUAGGGAAAGGACCACAUGAUGACGUUCAAAAGCUUGAGUGA
Molecule: messenger RNA, 850 nt
Organism: Boleophthalmus pectinirostris (great blue-spotted mudskipper)
Lineage: Eukaryota; Metazoa; Chordata; Actinopteri; Gobiiformes; Gobiidae
Product: lathosterol oxidase-like
Exons: 5
Coding region: 29-850 (273 amino acids)
Molecular function (GO): iron ion binding; oxidoreductase activity
Source: RefSeq, a predicted model, not a curated record